Messenger RNA from Caenorhabditis bovis, 681 nucleotides. NCBI's taxonomy places the organism in Eukaryota, Metazoa, Nematoda, Chromadorea, Rhabditida, Rhabditidae. The record is from the annotation of a GenBank genome assembly.
AUGAGUUCGGCAAAGACGCUCGUGAGCAUCGCCAGCAUUGGCAGCGGCAUCGCUGUCGUCGCUUGCGUGUUGACCGUUGGAUACAUCUUCAACGACAUCAACUCGUUCUAUGAUGACGUCAUCGAUACGAUGGCUGAGUUCAAGCACAAUGAGCAGGGAGCGUGGAACUCGAUGGUCAAGUCGAACGACAUCUUCGGAAGAAUCAAGCGCGGAAUCAACAAGCGUCAGGCGCAAUGCAACUGCGGAGCGCAGGCGAACGGAUGCCCACCGGGACCACCGGGACCACCAGGACAGCCGGGACAUCAAGGAGAGCCGGGACAUCCGGGAGAGCCAGGAAAGCCGGGAGCCAAUGGAGUGACGAUCGGACUCACCGGCGGCAACGGACCGUGCAUCACGUGCCCAGCCGGAGCGCCAGGACCACAGGGACCAGCUGGACCAGCCGGACCAAAGGGACCCGACGGACAGCCGGGAGCGCCAGCCAUCGGCGGAGGACAAGGACCACCAGGACCACCAGGACCAGCUGGAGACGCCGGAGCGCCGGGAGCGCCAGGAAACCCGGGAGCGCCAGGAAACCCAGGAGCGCCAGGACAACGCAGCCGCGGACUCCCGGGACCAGCCGGAGCCCCAGGACCACAAGGAGCCCCAGGACAGCCGGGAGCGCCAGGAAACGGCGGAGGGUAG